Molecule: messenger RNA, 483 nt
Organism: Eublepharis macularius
Lineage: Eukaryota; Metazoa; Chordata; Lepidosauria; Squamata; Eublepharidae
Product: histone H2A-like
Exons: 1
Coding region: 1-483 (160 amino acids)
Cellular component (GO): nucleosome
Molecular function (GO): DNA binding; structural constituent of chromatin; protein heterodimerization activity
Source: RefSeq, a predicted model, not a curated record
AUGUCUGGGCGCGGGAAGACCGGCGGGAAGGCGCGUGCCAAGGCGAAGUCGCGGUCGUCGCGGGCCGGGCUGCAGUUCCCGGUGGGGCGCGUGCACCGGCUGCUGCGCAAGGGCAACUACGCGGAGCGCAUCGGCGGCGGGGCGCCCGUGUACUUGGCGGCCGUGCUGGAGUACCUGACGGCCGAGAUCCUGGAGCUGGCGGGCAACGCGGCGCGCGACAACAAGAAGAGCCGCAUCAUCCCGCGCCACCUGCAGCUGGCCGUGCGCAACGACGAGGAGCUCAACAAGCUGCUGGGCGGCGUCACCAUCGCGCAGGGCGGGGUGCUGCCCAACAUCCACGCCGUCCUGCUGCCCAAGAAGACCGAGGUGCUGCACGGCGGGAGCGCCGGCGCCAGCAAGGCCCUCUCCGGCGGGGCCAGCAAGGCGACCAAGGUCUCCAAGCUGGCCAUCAAGCCCUCGGCCGCCGCGGUAGCCGUUCAGUAG